UUAUUUGCUGUAUGACAAACAACUUUGAAAUGUCAAUGGCUUAUAAGAAGUAUUUAUUUUGGGCUUAUAGGCCUUCAUGUUGGCUAGGGUUUGGCUGGUUUGUAGUGGGCUCAGCUCAGCUUGGCUUCUCGCUGUAGUUUGGGUCCAGGUCUGCUCCACGUGCCUCCUUGGGCUUGUAGCUAACUGGGGCAAACUUUUCUCAUUGAAAAAGGAAGGGGUUCUAGAGGGUAGGUCCAGUGGCACGAGCACAUUGCAAGUCUUUGCUAGUGUCAUGCAAGCAUCCCAAUGGUCCAAGCAUGGGGAUAUACACUCUGUCCACCGUGAAGCCACGGUAAGAAUGUGGGUGUACAACGCUCCCACAGGGGAGUGAAGGUCUGAGACCAAUAAUCCAUCUAGCACAGGCAUCAACUUUUUUAGCUUCAGAACUUUUCUUCAAAUAAAUCCUUACGUGGAGUUUGAAUAUAUAAUAUAGACAAGAGCGAAGCUGUUCUGAUAGAUGUGGGGGGUGGGCUGAAUCCUGCCCUCUACUCCCCUGCAGGGCCUCCUGGGAUGUCUCUGCAGAGUCUCCCGAUGUCAUGGACUAUCAUUUGACAACCACCCGUCUUCUAGGAGAUUUCAUGGAGCUCUUCCUCCUCCAGGGUCCGGGGAUCUGAAGCCAUGGUUAAGAAGGAGCAGGCCUUCCUGAAGGUUGGGUCUCAAUAUGGGAUCCAGAAGGGGCACCUCCUAGAAACCAGGUAUAGAGGAUGCCUUGGGUCACACCUGACUGCCAGCAGAGCCAGACAACGGGUAGCAAACAACCCCGAUUUGUUCCACGACUCAGCCCCAACCUGCUGGGUUGCUGCAACUCUCACUCCUUGCCUGCCUCUGACUCAGGUGCAGGAGAUUGUUGUCUAAUGGAACAUCUGGCUCUCAGGUCACAGCGUCCUGUGGGGGGGGGGGCAUUGUGACGCUUAUCAUUACUGAUUUGCCAGCACAGUCUCGGUAGUGCCUUUUGGGCAAGUAGGCUGUUGCUAUUUCUAGAACUGAGCCAAAGGCCAGCCCCUUCCCAUGUGGCCUCUCCACUUUCUUGCUCUCUGCAGUGGCAUCCGCUUUUAUUCCUACAGGCAGGUGGAGGCAAGAAGGAGGAUGGGUCAGAGGCCCAAAUACAGGCUUGUGGAUCACCAAAACCCAAGAGCUUUCCACUCCUGACUCCCUGCAAAGCCCAAGAUUCAUAGCUACCUCUUGGAAAGUUUUGAAAAAAGAGGAUUUUCUUGUCUCAAAGGUCCCUCUGGCCCAGCUGUUGAAUGAGGACUCUUUUCAGGUAACCUUCUGUGACUGGACAGCCAGGGCUGUUGAGCUGUCUGCCAUCUCAAAACCCAGCUGUGAGCCAGCGUGGCAGGGGCUGUGCAUGGAAGCCAGGAGCUGGGCCCUCAGAAGGCAACUGUGCCCGCCGGGCAUCAUGCUGCUGGCCUUUGCCACUCUGCUCAGCUGCCUGCUCACCUCCGGCCAGGCCAAGGUCUACAGUCGCUGUGAGCUGGCCAGAGCCCUCCAGGAUUUCGGCAUGGAGGGAUACCGGGGAUACAGCAUGGCUGACUGGGUCUGUCUUGCUUACUUCACAAGUGGCUUCAAUACAGCUGCUGUGGACCAUGAAGCCGAUGGGAGCACCAACAAUGGCAUCUUCCAGAUCAGCAGCCGGAAGUGGUGCAAAAAUCUCAGCACAGAUGUCCCCAACUGGUGCCAGAUGUACUGCUCCGACUUGCUGAAUCCUAACCUUAAGGACACUGUCAUCUGUGCCAUGAAGAUAGCUCAACAGCCCCAGGGGCUGGCCAGCUGGGAGGCCUGGAGGCGUCACUGCCAGGGCAAGGACCUCAAGGACUGGGUGGAUGGCUGUGACUUGUAGGAUCCUCUGUGGAUGGACCGGGCCACGCACAGCAGGCUGGGAGAUGUGGUGUGGUCUCUGAUGCAGGCUUGGGAAGACAAGCCAACCAAUAAAGAGUGGUUUAACCCAA
Messenger RNA from Herpailurus yagouaroundi (jaguarundi), 1988 nucleotides. It is a transcript of the gene SPACA3, whose product is annotated as sperm acrosome associated 3. Gene Ontology annotation, biological process: fusion of sperm to egg plasma membrane involved in single fertilization. Gene Ontology annotation, cellular component: acrosomal vesicle; sperm flagellum. The transcript has 6 exons. NCBI's taxonomy places the organism in Eukaryota, Metazoa, Chordata, Mammalia, Carnivora, Felidae. The record is from RefSeq and is a predicted model, not a curated record. Gene Ontology annotation, molecular function: lysozyme activity. The coding region runs from base 1388 to 1879 and encodes 163 amino acids.